UUCCCUUCCCCAUCUUCACUUCCAAGUUGUGAAAUCUUUAAGAUUUUGCCCCAGAGACUGUGACCAGGACAAAGCUCUUCCCCCUCCUCUUUCCCCCCCAAAGUAUCCUUCCCAGAUACAUUUCAUUAGCUAUACAUGUGCAUUGUGAAAAGUUUUGGGAAGUUGGGAAGUGAAAAAGAAAAUUUUGUCGUUCAUCUUUGUGUGUAUAUCAAAUACAAACAUAUCAAAUGUGUAUGUCUGAAUAAUGUUUUCAUCUAUACGUAAUAUAUUUUAUAGGAGUCCAGUAUAAAAUCCUUAACCAUCAUACUUUGAUUAGUGUAACAGUACUACCAGUAUCUUUGACUUGUUUUGUGACUUAUUUUAUUCACUUUUUUCUUUUUAUGUGUGUGUGUGUUUUGCCUUGCAGAGUUGGAAGAAUCCAGGGAUUUCAAGUUUUGAGUAGCGGGCGUUUUACAAGAUCACCUCACCUAAACUGAAAAGGCAGAUGCAGCUCUGAGUACCAGAUUGGUGUGUGCACUGCAUGUACAUGAAAACGCACAUGUUUUUGUCAUCGUGUAGACUUGCUCUGGCAUUUUCCUGAGAGCUUUGCAAUUGAUGAAAAUUAAUUUGAGAACCAGAUGGAGCACCUUCGCAGCACAGGAAUCAGUAAUCCAUGGAAAGACACCUGCCAGUAAUGUUCAACUUUCCACAUGGUCUUCACGGGUGAAAAAAGUUUGCAAGAAGAGAAAGAAAAAACACCCUCUGUGCAGAAAAAGCCUAAUAAAUACCUCCACAAUCUAAAUCAAUAGCUGUGAGGGAAAUAGAAGAAUCAAGAGGGCAGUGGAAACUGAUUUAGUUCCAGCAAAGGAAUAAUGUACCGUCUUCAGCACGUUUUGCUUUGGGCUCAGUAGAUUGUGAAUGGACUAAUAAAUUGUGACCUUCUGCUGAGUAAUGAUGACUGGAAGUAAAUAAGUUGAGAAACUAUGGGACAAGUCUGGGCAUUGAACUGAGCAAACCUCACCAUCCUUCUUGAGUUAACCAGGUCAUCAAACCUGCAUAUUCUUUCUCCCUCUCCUUUUUCCUCUUUUCACUUAGUGUGGUAUAAAUACUAGCUAAUUGAGCUCAUAAAUGUUAUUCAAAUAAAACGAUUGGAAUACUUCAUAUGUUUCCUUCUUGUACAGCUGCAAAUGUUGUGUCUGGAACUAUGAAUCUGUGCUGUAGACAAGCAUCAAGAAGGAAAGAUCCGAUCAAACAAGCACGGAAAAUACCUAGAGAAAUAGUGAACCCAGGAAGUCAGAUUUUUAAUGCUGCUUCUCUUUCUUUUUUAGAUGAUUAUAUUUCUUCCUUCCUUGAAUUUUAGAAGAUUUUGAAAGAGUGCUUACUUGAUGUGCUUUAAUUCUGGCAUUUGUUUUCAUGGUAGAAUGAAAAGUCUGUGAUUCCUUGUAGCAGAAAAAAAGGGAAAAGUAAAGGAAAAACAGCUUGACAUUUUAGUCUGUUUCACAGGAGAGAGAACUUCAUGGUUCACCUGAGGCAAACUUAUCUACUUUGAAAGCUAAAAGCUUUAGAGCAUUUUUGAUUCUGCUAUAAAUGAAGAGGGGUUCUUUUUCAUUCGUGUGUGGCAGCAAAAAGUGGGAAAGCAGGCGAGAUAGCGUGAUAAACAGUUCAGGCUGUGUUGGGUCUCUGGUGGAAAAAAGUGCUGCGAUGAAAAUUGGAUUGGCUUUGGAUUGCAAAAACUUUUGAGUCCAACGAACGGUUCAGUACCAAGAGGGAUUUCCCAACUGGCCUGGCACACCAGUGCCUGCACAAGUUCGGGUCUGUUGUUUCACACGGUUUGUGUGCCUUUUUUUCCCUUUAUGCAAUCUCUUUCAGCUUUAGCAGCAGAAAUACAUCAGAUGGAAAAGAUAUGCCAGAGGGCAGCUUGGAAAAGAGGAAUGUCAUAUAUAUACAUGUAUAUGUAUGUGCGUGUGUUUAAAUUUCUGCAACUGAACUUUUGAAGAAAAUCUGACUGGAGGAAAUUUUAAAAGCCUUAAGUUACUUGAAACCUAUACAUUUGCAACUCUUUGUCUCUGGAAUUGCAUUACGCUAAACUGGAAUCUCAGGCUGUAUAAAGAUUAUAUCAAGUUGAGCAAAAAGAUGACUUAACUAUUCCUUGAGAGCCUCUUAUGAAGUAGCUGUUUCUCCAAAGGAUAAGUGCACCCCCACUCUACAGACUCAAAACAAAAAUGAACCUGAAUUUUUUUUUUAAGUGUUACUUUUUCUUAGCCAACUGCCAUCAUCUUUUAUAGAGGAAUUUUUCACUAUGCAUUUGGUGGAUAUUUAUAAACACUGACCCCAUCCUCCUCCCUUUCAAUGAUCUAUCCCAGGUCAGUCUUAUCAAUAAAAAAAAAAAAUUGAUUUAAAUUUUGUGCACUAGACAUAUUACUUUCUUAUGUCAAAAAAUAAAAGAUUUGAAAAGCAUGUAUGCAGCAGUGGAACAUGGGCCUGUUCUUUGCAGCGAUUCCAACAUCCUCUGCCUCUCCUGGAAAGGCAGAGUCCCCAAAAGUGAGAAGGAGAAACCGGUGUGCAGGAGGCGGUACUAUGAGGAAGGCUGGUUGGCAACAGGCAAUGGCAGAGGAGUUGUAGGCGUCACUUUUACUUCCAGCCAUUGCAGGAGGGACCGGAACACCCCUCAGAGAAUCAACUUCAAUUUGAGGGGCCACAACAGUGAGGUUGUGCUGGUGAGAUGGAAUGAACCAUUCCAGAAAUUAGCAACCUGCGAUGCAGACGGAGGAAUAUUUGUUUGGAUACAAUACGAAGGCAGAUGGUCCGUGGAGCUCGUGAAUGAUCGUGGGGCACAGGUAAGCGACUUUACAUGGAGCCAUGAUGGGACUCAGGCACUUAUCUCCUAUAGAGAUGGAUUUGUGCUGGUCGGUUCAGUCAGCGGACAAAGACACUGGUCUUCAGAAAUAAACUUGGAGAGUCAGAUCACCUGUGGCAUAUGGACUCCAGAUGACCAACAGGUACUGUUUGGCACUGCUGAUGGACAGGUUAUUGUCAUGGACUGCCAUGGCCGAAUGCUGGCCCAUGUGCUCCUUCAUGAGUCAGAUGGCAUCCUCAACAUGUCCUGGAACUACCCCAGCUUCCUGGUGGAGGACAGCAGCGAGAGCGACACAGACUCCGACGACUAUUCCCCACCACAGGAUGGACCAGCUGCGUAUCCUGUGCCGGUGCAGAACACCAAGCCACUACUUACUGUCAGCUUCACGUCAGGAGACAUCAGUCUAAUGAACAAUUAUGAUGACUUGUCUCCUACUAUCAUCCGCUCAGGGUUGAAAGAUGUGGUGGUGCAGUGGUGCACACAAGGAGACCUGCUUGCAGUAGCAGGCAUGGAGAAGCAGAACCAGCUGCUUGACCUCAGCAAUGGUUCCCUGCUGAAAAGCGCACUUGUCAAGUUCUACAACGUGCGUGGGGAACAUAUCUACACUCUGGAGACACCUGUGCAGCGUCCCAUCAUCUCGAUCUGUUGGGGUCACAGAGACUCCCGCCUGCUGAUGGCUUCUGGGCCGGCGCUGUACGUGGUCAGGGUGGAGCACAGGGUCUCCAGUCUGCAGCUGCUGUGCCAGCAGACCAUUGCCAGCUGUCUGCGGGAUGACAAGGACAUCAGCAAGCUGACCCUACCCCCUCGGCUCUGCUCGUACCUCACCACUGCCUUUAUACCAACAAUCAAGCCUCCAAUCCCAGACCCAAACAAUAUGAGAGAUUUUGUCAGCUACCCAACAGCUGGUAAUGAGCGGCUUCACUGCACCAUGAAGCGGACGGAAGAUGACCCAGAGGUCGGUGGUCCAUGUUAUACUCUGUACUUGGAAUACCUUGGGGGACUGGUGCCCAUCCUGAAAGGACGUCGUAUCAGCAAGUUGCGGCCGGAGUUUGUCAUCAUGGAUCCUAAAACAGAUGGAAAAGCAGAUGAAAUCUAUGGAAACAGCUUGAUUUCCACUGUGAUUGACAGCUGCAACUGCUCUGACUCCAGCGAUAUCGAACUCAGCGAUGACUGGGCAGCAAAGAAAUCUCCAAAAAUCAGUCGAGCUAGCAAAUCACCUAAACUUCCCAGAAUCAAUAUAGAAGCUCGCAAAUCUCCAAAGAUGUCACGAGCUGCACAGGAGAUCUCAAGAUCACCAAGGUUACCAAUAAGGAAACCCUCUAUUGGUUCACCAAGCCUGACACGAAGGGAGUUUCCUUUAGAAGAUAUUACUCAGCACAACUACCUUGCUCAGGUCACAUCUAAUAUCUGGGGAACCAAAUUUAAAAUUGUGGGUUUGGCUGCUUUCCUACCAACUAACCUUGGUGCAGUAAUAUAUAAAACCAGUUUGCUGCAUCUGCAGCCCAGGCAAAUGACAAUAUAUCUCCCAGAAGUGCGGAAGAUUUCAAUGGACUACAUUAACAUGCCUGUCUUUAAUCCAAAUGUUUUCAGCGAAGACGAAGAUGAUUUACCAGUGCCCGGCGCCCCCGGCGCGCCCGCCAGCAGCCCGCCCUGCACCGUCAACAUCCCCAUCGCGCCCAUCCACAGCUCGGCGCAGGCCAUGUCGCCCACGCAGAGCAUCGGCCUUGUCCAGUCGCUGCUCGCCAACCAGAACGUGCAGCUGGACGUGCUGGCGAACCCGCCGGCCGAGGCGGGGGGCGAGGGGCCGGGGCCCUUCCCGGGAGCUCCGGGCCGCUUUCCCGGCCCCGGGGCGGGGGCGCUGGCCGUGGGCGAGCUGGGCCGGCCCCCGCCGCCGCCGCUCGCCCCGCCGCCGCCCGCGCCCCCCGCCAUCGCCCUGGCCGACCUGCGGGACCACGGCGACCGCGAGCAUGAGCCCCCGCCCAAGGCCAAGGCCCCGCGGCCGGGGCCACCGCUGGUAGAAGGGGACGCCGUCAUCUUCGGGGCCGCUCAGGAGCUGCAGCUGAACAAGAUGAACCCGCCGCCUCCCUACCCCGGCACCAUCCCGGCCGUGCCCGCCGCCGCCCUGCCGCCCCCGCCCGGCCCCCCGCAGCCGCCCCUCGAUCUCUGCCUCAAGAAGGGGGAGUUCUCCCUCUACCCGGCGGCCCACUACCAGACGCCCCUAGGGUACGAGCGGAUAACGACGUUCGACAGCAGCGGGAAUGUGGAGGAGGUGUGCCGGCCUCGCACCAGGAUGCUCUGCGCCCAGAGCACCUACACCCUGCCCGGUCCCGGCAGCUCCGCCACCUUGCGCAUCACAGCUGCCGAGAAGAAGAUGCAGCAGCCCUGUGCCAGCGCCACCUUGAACCGGCUCACGGUGCCCCGUUACUCCAUCCCAGCCGGGGACCCGCCGCCCUACCCUGACAUUGCCAGCCAGCUGUCCCAGGGCAGAAGCAUGGCGCAGAGGCUGGACAGCAGUAUCAUUCAUGCUACUCUGCGGAGAAACAGCAGAGAGGCAGCCCUGAAAAUGGCUCAGCUGAUGGAUGGUCAGAGAGCCACUUUGCAACUUCCCCCUAAAGCCAAGAGCAACAUUGUGUCAGCACAGUACCAGCAGAGAGUGCCCACAGCCUUGUACACCUGCAGCCAGUGCAGCAGUGGCAGCGCUGGCAGCAGCAGCGGUGCGAGCGCCGGUGGCACGGGCAGCAUCGCUAGUGCCAAUGCUGGUAGCAGCGCUUCCGGUAUUGGUGCCAUGAGACCAGAUCUGAGCGCAGGGAGUGGCUCCCAACACAGCUCUGUCAUUGCUCACUCUGUCAGCACUUCGCCUCUGGCCUCCCAGUCCUCCUACAGCUUGCUGAGCCCACCUGACAAUUCCCGUGACCGAGCGGAUUAUAUCAACUCCGCUUUCACGGAGGAUGAGGCCCUUUCUCAGCACUGCCCAGUGGAAAAAUCAGUACGGCACGUACCUGUGUCCUUGACAGAGGCUACCCUUAGUGUAAAACGGCCCCCGCCGUACCAGUGGGAUCCCAUGGUGAGCGAAGAGAUAUGGGUUCCUCAGGAAAGGACAUCUCAGAGCUCAGUGCCCAACCCUCUAAAACCUCCUCCGCUCAUCAUUGGUCAAGCUCAACAUCUGGAUAUGUCUCGAGUGCCAUUUGUUUCCCCCAAGUCUCCAACCAGUCCCACUGCCACUUUUCAGACAAGUUAUGGGGUUGGAGUACCUUACCCAGGAAGCUACAGUGCCCCACCCCUUCAGGGAAUGCAGGCCCCCUGCUCCCCCAAAGAAGCUCUGGCCCCAACACAGUUUGCACAGCAGGAGCCCACAGUUGUGCUUCAGCCAGGUUAUCCAUCCAACCUCUCCUAUUGCCCUUUGCCACCCAUGUACCCGGGAAGUAGCACUUGCUCUAGUUUACAGCUGCCACCGAUCGCCUUGCACCCGUGGAGCUCCUACAGCGCCUGCCCACCCGUACAGAACCCCCAGGGCACCUUGCCUCCCAAGCCACUCCUCGUGGUGGAGAAGCCAGUGAUGUCUCCCCCGCCAGCAGAGCUGCAGGGCCACGUGGGCACAGAGGUGAUGGUGGAGACGGCAGACACGUUCCAGGAGGUGCUCUCCUUGACAGAAAGCCCUGUUUCUCAAAGGACAGACAAAUUUGGCAAGAAGAGCCGGAAACGCCUGGACAGUCGAGCCGAAGAAGGAAAUGUGCAGGCUAUCACUGAGGGCAAGGUCAAAAAGGAGGCAAGGACACUGACUGACUUCAAUUCACUGAUAGCAAGCCCUCGGCUGGGGAGGGAGAAGAAGAAGGUCAAGAGCCAAAAAGAUCAGCUGAAGUCCAAGAAACUAAACAAGACAAAUGAGUUUCAGGACAGUUCAGAGAGUGAGCCGGAGCUUUUUAUCAGUGGAGAUGAACUGAUGAACCAGAGCCAAGGCAGUAAAAAGGGUUGGAAAACUAAAAGGAGUUUGAGGACAGCCAGUGAGCUGGAUGAAUUCAAGUGCCGGAAGGCCAGUGAGAAGGAGGAUGGGCGACUGGGAAGCCAGGGCUUUGUGUAUGUCAUGGCCAACAAGCAGCCACUGUGGAACGAGGCAACACAAGUCUACCAGCUGGACUUCGGAGGGCGGGUGACCCAGGAGUCGGCAAAAAACUUCCAGAUUGAGCUGGAAGGACGACAGGUGAUGCAGUUUGGAAGAAUUGAUGGCAAUGCUUACAUUUUGGACUUUCAGUAUCCAUUUUCUGCAGUGCAAGCCUUUGCUGUUGCUCUGGCUAAUGUGACUCAACGCCUCAAAUGAAAAAGCAGAGACUGGAGAGAGGAAAAUGUUAACCUUCUCAUGAAGUCCAAACCGGAAAAUGUCAGGGCAGCCUGCUUUAGGUGUGCAGAGAUGCCUGGGAGUUAAGAAGGCAGUAAAACUGGAAAAGUCUCUUGGUGCCCACCAGAAGGGCAUUAACUCUAAUCAGUCACGGGGUGGAGGGUGGGGGGGCUGUUUUCUGUUUGUUUGUUUGUUAGCUUGUUUGUUUUCCGGUUUCAUUUUCUUUUCAAGCCUUGUGCUGGGUGUCAGAAAGAGCGAAGGGUUGAGAACCAUUCAGUGUUACGUGGAGAAGUGUGGCUUUUGGCUUGUUGUGGUGGUUCUGCUGUUUGUGCUACAGUAGCUGAUGUAAGCUCAUGGGGGGAUUAAACCAGACUGCUCUUUUUGAUAGACUGCCUUAUCUCAUGCUAUUUUUUUUAAAACAGGGAACAUUACUUUUUUCUGGUCCAGUUUGUACUUCUACUACUAAAACAUCAGUGAUAGCAGCAAACAAAGUAAAAAAAGAAAAGAAGCUGUAAUACUUGAAGACAUGUGUUUCUUCUCUGAUACCUGCUAAUAACUGAGCACCACAGGUUCCAAGGAGGCUUAUGUAGGUAAACGUUUAAUUUAUAAACAGUGACACGUUACUCAGAAGAGAAAAAAUUCUUGCCAGUGGGUGCUUGUCAUGGUUUAGGAAUGGUUUUCUCUAAUUUAGUGUUCCCACCAAAACACUCCAAACCAUGCACCACUUGCUCACUGCCCCCUCCCCUUUUCCCUUCCCUGCAGUGGGAUGGAGAGGAGAAUUGGAGGCACAAAAGGUAAAGAUCACAGGUAGAGAGAAGAACGAUUUACUGCAAACAGCAGUGGAAUGAGAAAACAAACAGUUCCAGCAUCAAUGUUAAUAACAGAGUGCAGGAGAGGCGAAAGAUUCGCACGCAUGUGCUCACCAUGGGGGAGCCUCUGCCAGUACCUGACCUUGCUGCCACACCAUGUGACCUGCAUGGGACCCCUUCCCACAGCCCCAGAAAAUGAUGGGGAGUGGUAUAGAAUAACCUCUGGAUUCUAGUCAUCCCCUCUCCUGGCUACUGCAAAAAUUAACUCUCUCAUGGCUAGAACUAGGGUUUAAUAACCCACUGUAUCAAAGAAGUUGAUAUUUGCUUGUUUCGUAUGCUGUUAAGGGGGAUAAACAUCUUUCAGUAGGUGACAGAGGAGCAAAUAGUUACAAGCAUUGCUUCUUUUGUUACUGGCAUAAACAUCUUUCAGUAGGUGACAGAAAACUGGAGAGGAAGUAAUCAUGAGUGUUGUUUUUUGUUCACAUUGUUCAGCAGUAUUCUGUGAUUUGGCCUGUAGCUGGGAGAGGUACAAUCUGAUCAGAUGUACCUCUGAGGCCGUGCCUGUGCUUGCUCCUCAUUUCAGUGUGUUUACACCAUGUAAACAAAGCUUUUCCAGCAAAUGAGAAGACCCAGUGUAUUCAGUCCUCUUAGCAAUCAGUAUCAAUCAAGUUCUACAACAGUGCUUGAAUUAGGAAGGAGACAAGUGUAGCAAGUCAUUACAAGAAGAAAUUUCAUCAGAGAAGCAAGUUCAUUAAAGGAAACAACAUCAUGGCUGGCUGGAGAACAAAUGAGUUGAAAGAGAAAGAAAAAACUGGACAGAAUCAUGUCUUUUGUCACCCACCUUGCUGCUUGCUCCAGCUAAGAGCAGGAAGCCAGUGUGUACACAGAGUGUGACAGAGGAAAGCUUAGUAUCAGUAGUACGACUGUGCAGUUCUCUUUGGUGCACAUGCAGACAGACCUGUUGAGCAUUUCAGAAGGUUGCUUGCACAGAAGAGUUUCUUUGUUGUCUAUGUGUUGUGCACGUUUAUUUGCUUUUUCUCUUUCCUCCGUGUCAGCAUUUUGCUACAGAAUACGUUUUGAUAUGGAAGUAAUUUGAUCAGUGAUACCCAAACCCCCCAACUAUUCAUAUAAUUAUUUGGACAUUAGAUUACAAAACAUCACAGCAGGGUUUUUUAUCAAAAAUUGAUCUUUUGAAGUUAAAGGCCCACUGGGAAAGAUUUGCCGGUUGAGAUGUCAACAGCUGCUUUGUCUUUCGUCCACAACUUCUUUACUUGAAAAGCUCAGUAUAACUUAAGAUGAAUAUGUGUGAUUUUCUCUCUUUGUCCUAGUAGUAGGGCAGAUGCGUGUUGCAUUUGAUUUAUUCUAAAGGAACAUUUGACAGAAGGCCUUGCUGUAGUAGAAAUUACCAAUAUGCAGUGAUCUUCUAACUUGUGUUCUGCUGAGACUUCCAGAGCUGUACAGCACAGAGAAGCAAUGCCAGUAGAGGAGUUUCAGAGAGCUGCCAAGGGAGGUGAUGAGUUAGAUUGGAUAAUGCCCCACAGGGUAGGUCCAGGAAAAACCACGUUUGAGAUGGUGUCAUUGGAGAGAGGAAGGAGAAGUAGGAGAGAAAGAGCAGGGCAGUAGAUGGUACCAUGCCUGUCUUAUCCCAAAGCUUAGCAGCUUCUUGUGUGUGGGAGAGGUCAGGCUCAACAUUACCCUUGGCAUCUAUCAGAUUGUUGUUUUCUUUAAUUAAUUAGUUUUGUUUCCAUUAAUUGUCUGGGCCCAUUAGUGUUCUUUUUCACAUGUUUGAUUUAUUCAGCAGUUUGAGUGCCUGUAUGUAUACUGGUAUGUGUGGAAAUAGAUUUGGUUCUGGUCCCUUGAAAAUCAAUGGAAAUGUUUCACUUGUUUUUUUAUUGAGGAAACACUAUUAAGAGCUUUGUCUAUAUUGAGUUAUAUACUGUAAAAACAGUAGGUUGAAUUCUUAGUCCACUGAUUCCAGUACACAAGGAGGGAAGUUUGCUGAUGAGAGGCCUCACCUGCCCUAAGGUCUGUGCUAACCAGCUGUACCCUAAUUAGUGUUUGACAAGCACACAGUGAAUGCUGUAAGACAAGAAACAUACCAGGGGUGGCUUGUUUGCUUGCUGAGGCAAGGGCCACUUAGUCAUUUGUCAGAAAUACUCAGCUGGAAGAACACUGCCAGCUGAAAUCAUUAGGAUGUGGAAACAAUGAGAAUGUUUUUUUUUCUGAUGAAAAUUUAAUCUAAAUAAGGACUUCUGCUUGCAGUUUCGUUAGCCUUCCAGAGAACAGUAUCCUCUUCGCUUUGUUCAUUGCCAAAUGUUUCCAGUUAUCAGUAGUUUUAUUCUAAUGGAGAACCAAGAAUUGAAACCGAUAAAACAAGUAACAGAGUUCUUAAUUUGGUUUCACUGGUCCAGGUCAUGAUUGCAUCCUUUUGAUGGCACUCAUAAAGAGCCUUGGCAUAGAAAAAGCUUUGGUUUUUGCCCAAGAAAAGAACAAGGAAUAAUUACCAAAAAAUUGGGAAAAUAAAUACUAUUUUCAACAUCGUUUCCAUUUGCUUGUCCAAAAACUCUGUAAGAUACGAUAGUUUAUCUUUUUGAAAAUAAUUUAGUCAAGUCUCUUCAAUUAAGGAUAUUAAUAUGUAGAGAAUCCCCAAUAUUUGUGAGAGAAAAUACUCUCAAAUAUAUAUAAUUUUAAUUAAAGGAAUGGUAAAUACAUAAAAAUCUGACUGUACAACUGGAUCCUAAAUUAUACAAAGAACAAGUGAAAGUAAUUUUAUUUUAAAUUGAGAUACAAUAUAGGAAACAAAUUUAAGAAUGUCCCCGAUUAAUCACUUAAGUCAUGAAGGCUGCUAUUGCAUUCAGCUGAAAGAUAGAUGUUACGUUUUCUAUUUUGUUAGUAAAACUCAGUUUUCUGUAGGUAAUUUAAGUUCUUCUAGGAAGAAUGUAGCAAAGUGUUCAGAAAUACCUAGUUCUUUUAUACAUGCAGUAAUUUUCACUAGUAAAGGAUGUUUUUUCCAAAGCUUUUUU
This is a messenger RNA of Sturnus vulgaris (Common starling), 11001 nucleotides long. RefSeq names its product TUB like protein 4 (gene TULP4). The record is from RefSeq and is a predicted model, not a curated record. Lineage: Eukaryota; Metazoa; Chordata; Aves; Passeriformes; Sturnidae. Gene Ontology annotation, molecular function: protein binding.